Molecule: messenger RNA, 234 nt
Organism: Penicillium canescens
Lineage: Eukaryota; Fungi; Ascomycota; Eurotiomycetes; Eurotiales; Aspergillaceae
Exons: 2
Coding region: 1-234 (77 amino acids)
Source: RefSeq, a predicted model, not a curated record
AUGGGACAUGCCAUUCCCCACAGCAAUCUACACAUUGUGGUUUCAUCUUUGACAAUGGAUGCCAGUUACAGUAUUUGGACAGUUGAGGAGGUUGGGUGCCCCUUGGGAGCCCAAGUCGCCACGGCCAACCUGAAUACGAUCGUCACGGAACAGUUGCACAUCGUGGCUGGAUGUGCCAAGACCACCUGGCUCGUGAGAUGUUCCAUCCCUGAUCCAUUGCUCUCGAUCAUUUGA